AACACAAGUCCCUCAAAUGUUGUCAAAGCAUACUACAAGCAAUUUCAAAAGACUUAUCAAUUUUUCUCAAGUGUCGCGCAAAGGAACUAGUUGAAGGGGGUCGAAUGGUACUAACGAUCAUGGGAAGACGAAAUAACGAUCCAUGUGACACUGAAUAUUUAUGCGAGGAUUGGGAGGUUUUGGCUACUGCUCUAAAUGAUAUGGUAUUACAGGGGUUUAUAAAGGAAGAUCAAGUAAAUAAUUUUAACAUUCCUCAUUAUUAUCCAUCUCCAUAUGAAGUUGAAUUGGAAGUUCUCAAUGAAGGAUCAUUUGUCAUCAAUCGCAUAGAGUUGUUUGAAACAGAUAUAAGUGCUUCUAGUGAUAAAAGUGAUUUUGAUAGUGAAUCUAAAAUGUCUCGAUUAUUACUUUGUGACAAGAUUGGAUAUAAUGUCGCACGUUGCAUGAGAGCUAUUCUUGAACCUUUGCUAGUUAGCCACUUUGGUGAAGCUAUCAUUGAAGACAUUUUUAAUCGUUACUUGGAAAUUUUGAUUGAUCAAAAACCCAAGGAGAGAAAGAAUUAUGUUAAUGUUACCAUAUCAUUGACAAGAAAGGGAUAGUAUAAGCGGAUGUGGAUUGCCUACAAUCAAUGCAGCUACCCACGGUUAAUAAAAGAUGGAAAAUGAUAAUUUUUAGGUGAAUUCUUCGGUACACGUAUUAUGUGGACUUGUACCAGUACACUGCUGAGAUGGCAAGCAUUUAAUGCAUAUUUUAUUUCUUUAUUAA
Trifolium pratense (red clover) is the source of this 762-nucleotide messenger RNA. RefSeq names its product salicylate carboxymethyltransferase-like. The transcript is spliced from 2 exons. The record is from RefSeq and is a predicted model, not a curated record. Gene Ontology annotation, biological process: methylation. Lineage: Eukaryota; Viridiplantae; Streptophyta; Magnoliopsida; Fabales; Fabaceae. Bases 105 to 596 code for a protein of 163 amino acids. Gene Ontology annotation, molecular function: S-adenosylmethionine-dependent methyltransferase activity.